AUGAGCAGAGUCGUAGCGAUUGGCAUUUUUCUGCUUUCACUGACAUCAUGGCCUGUAGCAAUAGUGUUAAACAAGUUGAAUAUAUUAAAGAGUGAACGUGCUGUAUUGUUGGCAGGGGCCCUUUACAUUGGGGUUGUUCUGGUUGCAACAUUGUUUCUGUUUCGACGCAACUUCAGAAAGGUGGACCCUUUCAUGUAUGCAUUUAGCCUCUUUUGUGUGGAUGCAACAAGCAGCUUCUUUAAUGCUUUGGAAUCAGAUGGCUACUUGAAAGUUCCUCAAUUGUCCAAUGUGUCAUCUGUGGAGCCGUACCUGGAGACAGCCCAUGGAAUUAUGACAUCUUACUGGAAUGGAAUAGUCCACUUCAUUUUGUGUCUUGCAUCUGUAGCACUCUACACAAACAGGGACAGCCACCGUGAGGUAAUCUUGUACUGGGCAGGGUCAUUGCUGAACAGCAUGGUGGUGUUAUUGCCAGCUUGUGCUACAGGCAACAUUGGAAUAAAAGCAUCAACCCUCUUCAACUUAUUGUAUGUUGUGUUGCCGGUUGUUGUCAUUUUUUACUACAUUGAGAAGCGUCCAUUUCAAGCAAGGACAUUUGUCAAGUAUGAAACAAUACUGAAACGACCAGUUGCUCUCCUUUUCCUGGCUUACUACUUGGCAGCAAUUGUACUUGCAGUUUCCAGAGGAUUGACAGUCUUAGGUGGGCGUACGUCAGGCAUAACCUUCUUGAAUAAAUAUGAACCCUAUCUGAAAGACCCAUCAGGUUUUCCAAAGUUUCAGGCACUGACAUAUGAAUACCUGUUUGUAGUGUACUACUUAGUAGCAAUCUAUGGAUUGUUCAAUCCUGGCCAGCAUUGGAUGGCUGACUGGUCAUUGGUUCAUGCAGGAGCAGCAGCUCAAGCCCAGUUCAGUUACAUAUCUAGCUCUCUCCAUCGCUUGACUCCGAGAGAUUACCAGUCACCCAGGACUGGUACGCCUGCCAUUGUUUUUUGGACCGUUAACCUGGCUUUGUUCAUUGUGCCCCAUCUGUUUGCUUGGUGGUGUCAGAGGGACCCAGAAAAUUUUGGCAGAACCUACACUGUGGACCUGGCAACCCCAGUACAGACUUACACCGUCAGUAGCAGCAGGCGGACUGUGAGAUCAUCAAAGGCAGAGUAA
Messenger RNA from Candidula unifasciata, 1155 nucleotides. The record is from the annotation of a GenBank genome assembly. NCBI's taxonomy places the organism in Eukaryota, Metazoa, Mollusca, Gastropoda, Stylommatophora, Geomitridae.